Molecule: messenger RNA, 928 nt
Organism: Amoebophrya sp. A120
Lineage: Eukaryota; Dinophyceae; Syndiniales; Amoebophryaceae
Source: the annotation of a GenBank genome assembly
GUCUCGUCAACGUCAUCCGUAGCUGCGACGUCUCCACACUACUUCGAAUGCUUCCGUAGAAACGGCAGUGCUGGUCGUCUGGUACUUGCUGCAGAUGCAAAACGCGCAGCGUGAUGCAGUCCAAGAUGAUGCCCCCGCGGCUUGCGAACCGGCGGUGCAGAUGGCCAAGAGUCUGGACUUGUUCUUCGAAACAGCGGACGCGGGAACGCGAUCGGGGCAUUAGAUUUGCCGGCGCCUCCACUGCCUGCGCAAGCAACUGACGCAGACACCGCGAGGAGGAGGCGGCGAAGCCGCGAAGAGGCUGCCGGCCCCAGUUUGUCCGAGGCCCCCCGCGGAAGCCAGUGCCCGCGCCUUCAUGUCGGGCGCCGGUCGACGUGAGGCUGACGUUCAUGGACGAUCAGCUUCUGGAGUGGAUGGAGGAGGAACCGAUGCGAUUCAAGGCGAGAAUCGCGGAGGUGGAGGAGGCAAUGGAGAAGCGGACUCGUUUUGUUCAGUUCGUCACUAUGCUCCUCCUGGGCCUCGUGGUGGUGCUCCUCCGCUUCCAAGUGCGCGCCGCGCCGCGCCUAGAUGUUUCGGAUGGGGGCCCUCGCUCCCUGACCGGGGCCGCCCCUUUUCCUUUGUGCUGGCCGUACCCACUGGGGCCGGCGCGUUGGGCAGGGGGAUGCGUUCGCCCCGCACGCAGGCCGGGGCCCUGGUGCGCCCGCCGGCCCGGCCCUGCAAUACAUUCACUGCGCGCGCGCGCGCUGCCGUUCGACACGGGCGGGCUGUCUGAAAUGUGGGCCGCCGCUCCCCUUGCCGGGUGGGUUGCCCGUGCCUUCGUUCUUUCCCGCGCGUGGUGCUGUUAGUUUCAAAGCAGCGCGCGCGCCCAUGGCGCGGUUAGCCCGGCCCGCGGCCGCACUGUAAUUCAAUAUCGCCAAACUUUUAGCAU